AUGUCGUCUGGAGGCGGAGAAUCCGAGCUUCAGAAGCUGCGCACGAACGCCGACUCCUUAUCAGAAUGCCUGGAAUCACUGAGGCAGAGAAUCGAACAGCUCGAGGCCAAGCCCGAAAAUCGACCGGAAGUAAGCCAGCUUAAAUUCGCUUCAAGUUGAAUAUUGUUUUAGGUUGGGGAGGCCUUGUUUUGAAUGGUUUAAUUAAAGAAAGUUUAAAAUCUGUUGAAAAGUAGAUCUUUUGGUAUGAAAUUGAAACUAGUCCUACAAUUUGCGACAAAUUACUGUAGAAAAAAGCCUGUCAGUAAAGUAUAAUAAGAUCAAGAGUCCUAAAGCAGUAAUAAAAUGAAAUCCAGCCAAUUUCCUGCCCUGAACCGCCCAAAUAGCCGGCUAUAACCCCCUCAGCUCAAAUAAUCUAAUAUAAUAAAAGGGAAGUUGGAAGGGUUAGCCUAGGUCAGCCGGGCACGAUACACCACGUUCCAAAUGGCAUGUUUAGAAAUCCUCGACGUUUAUCGUUUCCGGCUUCCCUUGAGGGCACGGGAUUCAAAAUAACCGGCUGCCUUCUUCGGACCUUUCCCUUGCCUUCUUUUUUAUUAUUUAUAGCCGAUACGUUCGGAAACCGUGUAUAUAUGAUAUUGUUGUAGAUGUUAAUUGCUUUUUGUAAUAAGCAAAGCUAUUUAUUGUUAAAAAAUUAUAUUAUAGUAGCUAAUACAUACUUUUUAGUAAAAAUAGUGUAAUAUUAUAGUAGCCAUUACAUUAUAAAUUUUUGCAGAACAUCCGUUCGGAAGCAGUCCACACUGAUCCUGUAACCGGCAUCACAAAGCGCACGGUAAUCACCGAGCGGAUUACCAAGAUCGAGAACAGCCACCGUACCGUGCGAUUGCCGCCUGUGAUCAACGAGCUGGCGUCCAGCAAAGAAGCCGUUUUGGAUGGCAAAGACCGGCUUCUCGGCCCGGCCUACCAAGCCCGCAUCAUAGCCAUCGACAGCGAGGAGCUGGCCCAGGUUGAGGUAGAGCCAAUUUGUGGAGAAUUCGUCGUGACAAAGGUUAAGAAGCCAGAAUUAUGCGAGUUGAUUCACCCGGGAGACACGAUCGUGGAAGUUAAUGGUCAAUUACUGGAGAGAAAGGCCACACUCUAUGGCCAAAAUGGCUCGGUCAAGCUAAAACUGGUGCUCUCCACCAUCUAUGCUGCUCCGAUGGUGGGAUACUUACCUUUAUACUUAAUAUUUAGACAUGUCGAGCCUUAAAAGUUCAAAAUACCGUAGCUCUAAAUAUUCGUACUCAUACUCUUGUUGUUCGUGCUGUAACAAUAUCUUCUUACUCUUAUAUAACAACAUUUAACUUUAGAAAUUUGCCAAAGUGACUGAAGCCACGAAACAACCUCAACAGAAUGGCCAAGUACCAACCCACCCAUACCAACUCCAACUUAACAAAGGAGACAUCGUCCAAGUACUCAGUAACGACUCACAGUGGAUUCAGGCUAGAAAAGUAAAUGAUCUAUCGACAGCCGGCUUUAUCAAGCAUGGACUGAAGAUGGAGAACGUGGCUAUGUUAUGCCCGUACGGCCGACGAACAUUGGUCUUGCUUGGAGCACCUGGAGUUGGACGAAGAACCUUGAAGGCUAUGCUGCUGGCUCAGCUGCCGCACCGUUUUGCCACUGUCGUGCCUUGUAAGUGGUUAUCAAUAAGUUAUAUAUAAGGUUAUACGGCGUUAAAACUACUAUAAUAUAAAUGAUAUUGCUGUUGAAGCCACUAACACAUGGCAGUUUAAUGUUUGAAGAAAUAAAUUUAAGACCUUCUAGUUUAAAACAACUUGAGUUAAACUCAAACUGAUUAUUCAUUAAUUGACCACUGAAGAGACCCACUUAAGCGCUUACUAUAAUUACAGACACUUCAAGAGCGCCGAGACCUGCGGAACAAGAAGGUCGAGAGUACCAUUUUGUGACCAAAGAGAGAAUGAGAGAAAUGAUAAGAGAGAAGAGCGUGGUCGAAUGGGGAGAGUACGACGAACACAUCUACGGAACUUCAGAAGAAUCCGUCAGAGAAAUCGUCAGGUGAGAUUGGGUGAUACUUUACCUUAAAAUGAGCUUUUUGAAGACAAAUUCAAUUAACAAUUGUAAGAUUUUACCAAUACAUCGUGAAGAACGACAGAAGCUAGUACAAAAGUUUUAAAGUAUAGCUAAUUUUACCUUAAAAAGUCAUUUAAAAGUGCCAUUUCACAAUAAAAUGAAUCAUUUUUUAGAUCAGGAAGAGUGUGUGUCCUAGACUGCGACCCUCAAGCCCUGAGAUCUAUCUACAACGGCGAAUUCAUGCCCUACGUAGUUGUGAUCGCCCCUCCAGAAUACGACGAAUUCUUGGAAAUGUGCAAACUUCGAAAGGAAAAGUGCACAAAAACAGAACAACAGAUACGAAACACCUGUGAUCAUCACCAGAACCUCAUGAACUCUGAGCACUCCAAGUACUUUGACCUUGUUUUAGUCAACCGCAACCACGACAUCACCUUCCGCCGUCUCCUGGACGCUUUGGAGAGCUUGAAGAACGAGCCUCAAUGGGUACCUCUCGACUGGCUCAAGUAA
Messenger RNA from Bursaphelenchus okinawaensis, 2571 nucleotides. NCBI's taxonomy places the organism in Eukaryota, Metazoa, Nematoda, Chromadorea, Rhabditida, Aphelenchoididae. The record is from the annotation of a GenBank genome assembly.